GUCCAGUAGAAAUAGCAGUUGGUAGCUAACCGACGGAAGGGGAAAUUUGCAGCAGCAUAUUAAAAAUGCUUGGUUCUGUAGUACACGGUUGAGGAUGUAGCCACUCAAUGGAUGCAGGAGUCGGAAGUCAGAUUAGUCUCCUUGGAAACCAGAGACAGGGAUGCGAUACCAGCAACCUCCAUUAGCAGAGCACUGAAGGAAAAGACGGACGCCCAAGCUGAUGCUUUUCAGUUAGACAGACAACAAAAAAUUUUCAUAUGAAGUUCACAUUUUAUGGAAUCUGAUAUGGACUAUGAGAGACCAAAUGUUGAGACCAUCAAAUGUGUGGUUGUUGGGGACAAUGCAGUUGGCAAGACCCGGCUCAUCUGUGCCCGUGCCUGCAAUGCCACUCUCACCCAGUACCAGCUGCUUGCUACACAUGUGCCCACUGUCUGGGCUAUAGACCAGUACAGAGUGUGUCAAGAGGUUCUAGAGCGUUCUAGAGAUGUGGUGGAUGACGUCAGUGUGUCCUUACGACUCUGGGACACAUUCGGGGACCAUCACAAGGACCGACGCUUUGCUUAUGGCAGGUCUGAUGUGGUGGUGCUGUGCUUUUCCAUUGCCAACCCAAACUCCUUGCACCAUGUGAGGACCAUGUGGUACCCUGAAAUUAAACACUUUUGUCCAAGAGCUCCAGUUAUCUUAGUAGGCUGCCAGUUAGACCUGAGAUAUGCGGAUCUGGAAGCAGUGAACAGGGCCCGACGACCUCUGGCCAGGCCCAUAAAAUCCAAUGAGAUUUUGCCACCAGAGAAGGGCCGUGAAGUGGCCAAAGAACUUGGCGUCCCAUAUUAUGAGACAAGUGUGGUUGCCCAGUUUGGAAUCAAAGAUGUGUUCGACAAUGCCAUCCGUGCAGCCCUGAUUUCACGGCGCCACUUGCAGUUCUGGAAGUCACACUUGCGCAAUGUCCAGCGACCUCUCCUUCAAGCCCCCUUUCUUCCUCCCAAACCUCCUCCACCGAUUAUAACAGUGCCUCCUCCCCCCAGCAGUAUGGAGGAGCACCCAGGGCGCUUGCUGGAGGACCCACUGUGUGCAGAUGUUGUUCUAGUAUUGCAGGAGAGCCAAAGAAUUUUUGCCCACCGUGUCUACCUUGCUACGGCCUCAUCCAAAUUUUAUGACCUCUUUCUGGUAGAUCAUCGAAUGUCUGAAGAAAAGAGAGAAAAGGAACGGACUCGGGUUCCUCUUUCUGGACGCGAGCUGCUUAUGCGAGCGGCCAGCUUUGAUGUUUGCGAAAGUAACGAUGAGAGGGAGCGAGCAAACCUGCGAGCCUGCACCAGUGAUGGCACUCUCAGAGGAGGGGAAGGAAGUAGACUGCUCCCAGCCUUCAGUCGAGCUUUUGUGAGCGUACGUGAAGAAAUGGUGGACGAUCCUGUGACAUUAAAUGCCAGACCAGUGACAGUGGUACACAUGGACCCUUCCAUGCAGCUGGGACCGUUCCGUGCUGUUUUGCGCUAUCUAUAUACAGGGAAGUUAGAUGAGCAUGAGAAGGAGUUAAUGCAGGUGGCCCACAUUGCUGAGCUGCUGGAGGUUUUUGACCUCCGCAUGAUGGUGGCAAACAUUCUGAAUGACGAGGCUUUCAUGAACCAGGAGAUUACAAAGGCCUUCCAUGUGAGGCGCACCAAUCGAAUCAAGGAGUGCCUGGCCAAGGGGACCUUCUCUGAUGUGGUGUUCAAGUUGGAUGAUGGUACAAUAAUGGCCCAUAAACCUCUGCUCAUCUCAAGCUGCGACUGGAUGGCAGCCAUGUUUGGAGGACCUUUUGUAGAGAGCUCUACUAAGGAGGUGUUAUUCCCAAACACCACCCGUAGCUGCAUGCGUGCAGUGCUGGAGUACCUCUACACAGGCCGAUUCUGUUCUCGUCCAGACCUGGACGCUAUGGAGCUCAUCGUCCUUGCAAACCGUCUCUGUCUGCCACACCUGGUUGCACUGACAGAGCUAUAUACUGUGACUGUGCUCAUGGAGGCUGCCAUGAUGGGAGCUGAUAUUGAUGGAGAUGUACUGGUUUUUCUGGAAAUGGCUCAGUUUCAUGGUGCCUAUCAGCUGGCUGGAUGGUGCCUCCACCACAUCUGCACCAAUUACAAUAGCGUCUGCCGCAAGUUUCCUCGUGACAUGAAGGCCAAAUCACCAGAAAAUCAGGAAUACUUUGAAAAGCAUCGUUGGCCUCCAGUCUGGUACCUGAAAGAAGACGAUCAUUACCAACGUGCACGUAAAGAGCGGGAGAAAGAGGACUACCUGUACCAGAAGCGCCAGUGUAAACGCAAGUGGCUCUUCUGGAACCUUCCGUCCUCACCAUCUUCUAACUCACCCUCCUCUCCUGGAUCCUCUGCUGUCAUGUGAUUGACCAAGAUUGGAGGCCUUAUCGAACAGCCCUAGGAUAUAAAUGCACACAUCAACAGGGACAAUUUAUAGAGGCUGCUUUUUUCAACCAGCAGGAAUUAUUUAAAAAAAUUAAAAAAAAAAAACAAAUACAAUCCUGGUUUAAAUUCUAAGUUCUUGGAAGUUGCAAUCUUGAAAUCUUUGCAAUGACUAAAAAACAAACCACUACAGAAGGCCUGACAAAUAUGGUAUAAAUGUUUUGGCACUUCAGUCUACAGUCAGUCAGCACUUUUUUUAAAGACUAGGAUUUGACAUUUUUUCCCCUCUACAAGUACUUCUUAAGAUUUCAUGUUCUGCAUGGAGAGGCAUGCAGAUUUUUGCCAUAGCGGAACGUUACACCAGGAUUUUACAGUACAAACGAUCCAGUGGCACAACUGAGUUCUCUGGAAUCAAACCACAUUUUUUUUACUCUGCUCAUGUGAAAACAUAAUCUUGAAUCUUAAUAGCAAACCGGUCUGAAUGGUGACAGUGAAUUGUUUAUUCUGCUUACUAUCUCUACUUUGUGGUGACCUUUCCAAAAGGGCUCAUUUCUCCUCUUGUAAUUGGACCUGUAUAGCAUUUUUACCUGACAAAUUGUAAAAGUAAAUUUGAAGCUGAAAUGAUAAUUGCACAAACAAUUUUUGGCUGACACUCAGAAAGCCCACCAUACCACUAACUAUUAUGAUAUAAUUAUUAUACUCAGGGCAUCAAACAUCUUAACUAAGAUUUAAAACCGUUUGCUGCCCAGUCAAGUCAAGCUAUGCCUCUGGGACUCCUCAAACAAAUGUGUACAACUGCACAAUGCCCAGACUUUUAUGUAGCCUGUGUCACACUUGCUGCAGUCUUUACCAAAGUAAACUUUUAAAUGCUUUACUUAAAGGGUGUCUGCAAUACAUCCUGAGAGAAGCCAAUUGCCUAGUUUCAAGUCUACUAUGUUACCUUAUAACUUAAUAAUAUUAUAAUAGUGAGAACCACUAUAUUACAUUAACUGGAUAAAGCAUUUGAAAUUACAUUAGGAACUAAACUCUCCCUGUAGUAGCACUCCAAGAGAGCAAAUGAAACAUCUUUGCUUUACUUUGAAAACGCUUAAAAAGCUGAUGUUGGAUGUUCACAUAUAUAGUUUGUUUAUGUGCAAACCAGAAAAAGCCUCCCGUUUAAGUUUUACAUUACAAGGUAAUACUGUUUUAUUUAAAGGUGCUUUCCCAAUUGGAGAGCUGCCACGUUCAGCUACAAGUCUAUUAUAACACCUUACAUUUUAAUGUAGUGUACUAUAUUAGAUGUUUUGGAUUACAACUGGAACCAAAUUCUGAAGGGUGGGAGCUCAUACAGAGCAGAGUUUACCAAAAUAUCUUCACUGGUGAACACUGCAUGUCACAUUAAUAUAUUGGUAAUAUUAGAUAUUUACAUUACAGUACUGUAAGCACAUGGGCAAGCUCUGUUAUUGAAAUGUAUUUGCAAACAGUAUUACAAUUUAUGUAGAUAGGAAAUAAUCCUUAUACUAAUUAAGUUUUAAGACUCUAGUAGAAUGUAGAUAGAAUCUAAAGCAAGCAAAUUAAAGUUAUAUUAUUAUACUUAUAUAAGAUGCAAAAACACUGAGAGAAAAUAAUGUAUGUACAAUAAAUGCCCAAAAUGCUAAAUGCUUUUAAACAGAGUCCUGUUUACAAUGCUUUAUUAAAACUCCUGGUAGCUGGGUAUGCUGCAAGCAUGGUACAUAUAGAGUAGUAAAAACUGAACCUCAUUGUAGAUACAGCAUUUAAUUCAUGUCCAUUUUAACUGACUUGUAAAAGCAAAUAUAAUUGUUCCCUCAGAUAGGCAUCAGGUAAUGUGGUUAGUUAGACUAGUCAUGUUACUUUACAUUGGCCAAGAAUUGGAUUCUGUGACUGACCGAUGAAACCAAAUUGUUUUGGUACGUAUUGUGUAAAUAGAGAAAAAAGUAACAAAAAAAUGUAUUAUUUUUGUAUAUAUGCAAACAGCUUUGACUGAAAGGCUUCU
Molecule: messenger RNA, 4380 nt
Organism: Trichomycterus rosablanca
Lineage: Eukaryota; Metazoa; Chordata; Actinopteri; Siluriformes; Trichomycteridae
Product: rho-related BTB domain-containing protein 2-like
Exons: 11
Coding region: 274-2370 (698 amino acids)
Biological process (GO): regulation of cell shape; establishment or maintenance of cell polarity; cortical cytoskeleton organization
Cellular component (GO): cytoplasmic vesicle; cytoskeleton; cell projection
Molecular function (GO): GTPase activity; protein kinase binding; GTP binding
Source: RefSeq, a predicted model, not a curated record